This is a messenger RNA of Gilbertella persicaria, 1350 nucleotides long. RefSeq names its product cation efflux family-domain-containing protein. Bases 45 to 1295 code for a protein of 416 amino acids. The transcript is spliced from 8 exons. Lineage: Eukaryota; Fungi; Mucoromycota; Mucoromycetes; Mucorales; Choanephoraceae. Gene Ontology annotation, molecular function: monoatomic cation transmembrane transporter activity. The record is from RefSeq and is a predicted model, not a curated record. Gene Ontology annotation, biological process: monoatomic cation transport; transmembrane transport. Gene Ontology annotation, cellular component: membrane.
UUCUUUUUUCUCUCUCCCUUCUCUCUCUUUCUCUUUUGUCUAGCAUGCUCCUGAACAGUUCUAUCCGUUUACGGCUUAUUUCAAGCAGAGCUAUUUUAUUGAAACCUUCUGUUCAAACAAAUUUAUUGUCUAACUCUUCCUUUUAUGUUCUGCGUCACCGUCCACACUAUGCAAAAAUUACACAUUCAUUUCUAGGUAGUGUUCGCCACCAUGGAUCGCAUGGUCACCACCACCACGAUGCUGAUCUUAUGACUACACUUACAUCCUCAAGCAAGAAAGGCACAAGGAUUACUAUUAUUGGUUUAGCUUCCAAUGUUGGCCUGACAGUAGCCAAAGGCGUAGCAGGAUGGGUAAUGAAUUCUGCUUCUUUAUUAGCUGAAGCAUUACAUUCAUUUAGCGAUCUGCUAAGUGAUUUCGUGACACUUUAUACCUUUAAAAUGUCCAGAAAGCCAGCUGACAAUGUUUACCCUUAUGGAUAUGGUAAAUUCGAAACUGUAGGCUCGGUGACAGUCUCUUCCCUUUUAUUAGCUGGUGCAGUAGCUAUUGGUUGGCAUUCAUUUGAUCUUUUGCUAGUAGCGCUUCAGUCCUCUGUUCCUUUGAUUUCUGAUGCAGCUGCUACGGUUGCUACUACAUCCCAUUCUGCUGCUGAACACAACAGUAUUCCUUCGCCUGUUCAUAGCCAUAGUCACCAUGGUAACGGUGUCUUGGAUCCUAAUGCAGCCUGGUUUGCUUUAGCAAGUGUCAUUAUAAAAGAAUGGCUCUACAGAGCAACUGUCAAAGUAGGAAUUACUGAAAGAAGUGAAGUUCUAAUGGCAAAUGCAUGGCAUCAUCGUGCAGACGCAUACUCAAGUGCAGUCGCUCUUGCUGCUAUUGUAGGUAGUUAUGCAGGUAUGCCAGUAUUGGACCCUAUUGGCGGCCUUAUUGUGUCUGGUAUGCUUGUCAAGAGCAGUACAGGAUUGUUGGGAUCUUCAAUGAAAGAAUUGAUGGAUAAAGGCAUUGCGACAAAAGAAUUAGAUUCCAUUCAAACUGCUAUUGCCAAAGUCAAGGAUGAAGAGUUGGAUGUCGUUAAUUUUCAUUCUGUUCGUGGUCGUAAAGUAGGACCAUUUAAUCAUAUAGACCUCGUCUUGCAGUUAAAUCCUUCAAUUCCAAUGCAAAAAGCAUAUCAACUAGAGGAAAAAGUUCGUUUGUCUAUCAAGAAAAGCUGCAAGAAUGUUCAAAACGUAGCUAUUUACUUGGAAGAUCCACAAGCUACCUUGAAGAAAACCGCUGAUUGUCAUGAUCACCACCAUCAUUAGACUUACUUCCUUUUAAACUGCUGCAUUCAUGAUAGACUCAUUCCUUUUUUUUUUU